CUCUUCCCCCGUACCAGGCUCGGUUGAGUCGUUGGAUCGAGGAGGAGUGCGGUUGGCGGCCGCGAUGGUCUGACAGAUGAAAUAGCGAAAAAAAGAAAGAGAAGGCGGGCGUCCUCCCACACAAAACAAUGUUCCCCAAAGGCAAAGGCACCCCGGUGCCAUCGGACAGCCAAGCGCGAGAAAAGUUGGCUCUAUAUGUCUAUGAAUAUUUGUUACACAUAGGAGCACAGAAGUCUGCACAGACCUUUUUAUCAGAGAUCCGAUGGGAGAAAAACAUAACCCUUGGAGAGCCCCCUGGAUUCCUACAUUCCUGGUGGUGUGUUUUUUGGGACCUGUAUUGUGCCGCACCGGAGAGGAGAGAGACAUGUGACCACUCCAGUGAAGCAAAGGCCUUCCAUGACUAUAGUGCUGCAGCAGCGCCCAGCCCCGUGAUGGGGGGGAUGCCUCCAGGUGAGGGCAUGCCGGGGGGACCGAUGCCACCGGGCUUUUUCCAAGGUCCACCUGGUCCCCAGGGCUCUCCUCACCCUCAGCCUCCUCCCCCUAACAGUAUGAUGGGACCACACAGUCAGUCCUUCAUGUCGCCUCGUUUCGCUGGAGGCCCGAGAGGUCCCCCCAUGAGGAUGCCCAACCAGACCCCUGGCGGAGGACCUGGUCCUCAUCCCAUGUUGCCCAACAUGGAUCCUACACGACCACAAGGCCAUCCUAAUUUGGGGCCAAUGCAGAGAAUGAGUGGCCCUCGUGGCAUGGGGCCCAUGGGGCCUGGCCCUCAGAACUUCGGCGGUGGUAUGAGGCCUCCACACAACGCCAUGGGUCCUGGUAUGCCAGGAGUGAACAUGGGCCCAGGGACAGGUCGACCAUGGCCCAAUCCUAACAAUGCCAAUACUAUGCCUUACUCAUCACCCUCUCCUGGCGCAUACGGGGGGGCAUCUGGAGGUGGAGGUCCUCCUGGAACUCCCAUCAUGCCCAGCCCUGCAGACUCAAACAACUCUGGUGACAACUUGUACACUAUGAUCAACACUGGACCAGGCAACCGAAAUAAUUUCCCAAUGGGCCCGGGCUCUGACGGGCCCCUGGGAGCCAUGGCUGGGAUGGAACCACACCACAUGAAUGGAUCACUAGGCUCUGGAGACAUGGAUGGAAUGAACAAGAAUUCCCCAAACAAUUUAAGUGGCAUUAGCAAUCCUCCCGGGACCCCGCGGGAUGACGGAGAGCUGAGUGGAAACUUCCUCCACUCCUUCCAGAGUGAGAACUACUCUCCCACCAUGACGAUGAGUGUGUGACCCCCCUCUCCUCCCACCUCCGUCCCAUCGCCCCCUCCCCCCUUCCCCCACCCAGCAUUAUUUGCCAUCAUUCCAAGGAUCUGAACUCGCAGCCGAAACAUGGCCAAAACACAUCAGCGCCAAAAUCAGGGACAGGCGCCAUUUUGGUUCCACACUAAUGCCAGAAUGCAAGCGACCACUGCUCCUUACUCAAAAU
Molecule: messenger RNA, 1476 nt
Organism: Poecilia latipinna (sailfin molly)
Lineage: Eukaryota; Metazoa; Chordata; Actinopteri; Cyprinodontiformes; Poeciliidae
Gene: ssbp3b
Product: single stranded DNA binding protein 3b
Exons: 18
Coding region: 129-1280 (383 amino acids)
Biological process (GO): positive regulation of transcription by RNA polymerase II
Cellular component (GO): nucleus
Molecular function (GO): single-stranded DNA binding; protein binding
Source: RefSeq, a predicted model, not a curated record